GAGACGCAGUUCCUCGCUACUGGCUGUAUACACCCAAGUUCAAAGGUUCAGGAGAGACCUUUACCACAUUGUAAUCGGAGCCAGAAGCAGACCAGGAACAUGUUUGACAACACUCAGUAUCCUUAUAACUGCUUCAACUACGAUGGAGAUGACUACCCGGCAUGUAGUUCGGACGAAGAGAAGAGAUUCACCAGACCGGCGUACAGCUACAUUGCUUUGAUUGCAAUGGCCAUCCAACAAAGCCCUUCCAACAAAGUGACCCUGUCUGGGAUUUACGACUUCAUCAUGAAAAAGUUCCCCUACUACAGGACCAACCAGCGCGCCUGGCAGAACUCAAUUCGCCACAACCUCUCUCUCAACAGCUGUUUCGUCAAGGUUCCUCGGACAGAAGGCAAUGACAAGGGCAAAGGGAACUACUGGAGCUUUGCGUCAGGAUGCGAAUCCAUGCUGGACCUUUUUGAAAAUGGGAAUUACAGGAGGCGGAGAAGGCGUAGGAAUGUAAAAAGAGAACCUAGAGCAAAGAGGUUGAGCGGUGAGAUGGGUUGCUUGCCCACCUUAUCCCCCAUGGAUUCUGCCUUCCCUAAUCUCUCCUCGCCUGGCGAGAGAAUGGAACCCCAGCCGAAACCUUUGGAGCCUUGUGAGCUUUUCUCCAACAGCGUUUCCGGCCAGGAGAGUCUAAACAGCUCCUCUGUAGGAAAAUCUGACUCCGAAAUUAAAUUUAGCAUCGAUUACAUCCUCUCCUCUCCAGACCCUCUGCCUGUGCUGAGGUCUCCCUAUCACAUGCAAGAUCAUAAGCACCAUCUCUUGGAUUCUCAGCAGAUUAACCUUCAGUUUUGGACAAUGUGAAGUCUGGUCCUGACGGAGAGUGAAGUGAGAGUAAGGCUACCAUCUUUUCCGUCCAAUAUGCAUGUGUCCGAGAACGAGGACUGUUUCUCACUCCUUGCCUCAGUCAUUCUCAGGAAAAGGACGUCAAUGUCAUUUCAUCGGGCUACUGAUCUCUUGGGAUCUCUGAAGUUGUGAGGUUGUAGCCUUCCCAUUAUCCAGUUACACUGCUUAUAGACUUAGUAAAGGAUUUUACUACAGGCUUGGCUCCAUCUUUGAGGGGCAUCCUUCAGGUCCAGCCCUUCCACUAGGCAGAAUGAAGCAGCCACCUCAAGCAAUAGCAUCUGAGGACAUCACUAGGAGCCUCUUUGUUGUUUCUCCUGAAUAGACCAGCUCUCUUAUGUUGGAGGAGAGAGCUGUGUGUAAGUCAUACCACAUGCCAUGGUCCUCCUAAACAUAUCCCCUUGUCAAUGAUGAAGGAAAUAAAACUGUUGGGCAACUUAGCUUCUAUGGAUGAACCAGGGAAGGGACACCAUCUUGUCUUUAUCUUAAGCAGUUGGCCAGGAGUAGUCUCAAAUGAACUUUUUCCUCCAUUGGCUAGUUCUGUUGACUUUUCUUAUCAGUGGUGGACAGCAACUACGUCCCUCUUGGCACCAAGCAGUUGAGUCUAGGUGCCAUUUUGCUUUUCUACAAAUGGAAGCUGGCACUGGCUGCUUGGCACAGAUCAGAACUCCAAGAUGGAGGGAAACGUUUAACAAAGGAGGCCAGAGAAAAUGUUAAC
Molecule: messenger RNA, 1603 nt
Organism: Sceloporus undulatus (fence lizard)
Lineage: Eukaryota; Metazoa; Chordata; Lepidosauria; Squamata; Phrynosomatidae
Gene: FOXL3
Product: forkhead box L3
Exons: 4
Coding region: 100-846 (248 amino acids)
Biological process (GO): anatomical structure morphogenesis; regulation of transcription by RNA polymerase II; cell differentiation
Molecular function (GO): RNA polymerase II cis-regulatory region sequence-specific DNA binding; DNA-binding transcription factor activity, RNA polymerase II-specific
Source: RefSeq, a predicted model, not a curated record